AUGCAGGUGCUACGACGUCGACGUGGCAUCUCCCUGGCGUUGCUUUCGGCGGUUGCCUCCGCCUUCGUGGCGCGUGCAGUGAUCAAGCCGCCCGCAGAGGAACGCCUCUCCUCGUGCUCCGCAGCCCAGAAUGGCACGAGCACCUGUGCGGCGUGGGAGCUUGCGGGAGUUAAUGUGACCGAUCCUUCCACGGGAUUGAGGAAGAUGGAUUUGGUGGAAACCCUCGACGACUGUUGCAAGGGCUGUGACGAAGUUGUCGAUUGCCAGGGGUGGAUCUUCGAGCACCUGGACAAGCGAUGUCGGUGGGUGCACUUCUUGGACAAGGUGUGUAACAGCAAUCCGGGCGAUCUCAGCUGCCGAUGUUUUACGAGCCGCGGGAUAGCCUUCAGCUUCAAGCCCCCGAAGAAGACAUACCUGAUCUGGGUGGAAAGUGACUGGGGGACAAAAGUGCAGAAGAAGUGGGUCGAGACCCAUGCCGUGCGGGGCAUUAGUCUCGGUAUUCGCCACGGCGAGUGCUUCGGGCUGCUGGGGCCUAAUGGUGCUGGCAAAACGACCACCCUGGCCGUCCUCCAGGAGAACAACGAAGAUAUGGCCUCCUUCGUUCAGGAGGACGAAGGCAUGUCUCCUUGUUUCAGCGAGGUUCCCUCAGACUUUCAAUCGAACCUGCUGAUGCGCACCCUUUGCCCUGCGUCUUUGCCCUUUCGGGAUCGGCUGGCCCGGGCGACGCCGGCGCGAGACGUCCAGGGUCACCCGUCUCCGUCAUACCAAACCUUAAACAUACCCCUCUUCCCCAUGGAACCUACCUUCAGUUUGUGUUCCUUAUAG
Messenger RNA from Symbiodinium sp. CCMP2592, 825 nucleotides. The record is from the annotation of a GenBank genome assembly. NCBI's taxonomy places the organism in Eukaryota, Dinophyceae, Suessiales, Symbiodiniaceae.